Molecule: messenger RNA, 465 nt
Organism: Diaporthe batatas
Lineage: Eukaryota; Fungi; Ascomycota; Sordariomycetes; Diaporthales; Diaporthaceae
Exons: 1
Coding region: 1-465 (154 amino acids)
Source: RefSeq, a predicted model, not a curated record
AUGCACUCCUCCAUCUUGAUUCUACCCGCCGCAGCCUCCCUGGUCAGCGCAGGAUCAGCCGUCCUGUACAUGUGCACACUCGCAGACGAUCCCAGGAUCCACUCAGGGAGCACGGCAAUGAUCUCACUGCGUGCCCACUACAACAACGCGGAAGACGGAUGCGACGGCCUCUUCGCGUUCGACGCCUCGACCGGGGCCAUACCCCCUCUUCUCGGCUACCACAGGUUCAAGGGCGACGACGGGUUCGCCGCUGACAUGGAGCUCCUCUCGCCCCGCCCGGGCCUGCACAUCAGGCUGGAUGACGAGGAGGUUGCCCUCGGCGACGCGUCGGAGACGACACGUGUCGGGCCUGAGGACUCGGCAGAAGCUUGCAGGAGCAUGGGGCUGGAGGACACCACUGGGGGACGCCCGGUUGAGCUGAUCGUCUUUGUUUGGUAUGAUGUUCCGAAGACGAAGUGCAAAUAA